AUGUGGAGCAAUCUACCGUUUGAUCUUCUAGAAAACAUAUUCACUUACCUACCGCCGGACUCUCUGGCCCGGGCCAAGGCCGCCUGCCGGAGCUGGCAUGUAGCCGCCGAGUCCGUAUCCACCUCCGCCGUGACCCACCGCCACUCGCCGUGGUUCCUGGCCUUGCCGACGCAGAGCUGGAGCCUCCCUUGCUACCUCCACAACCCAAUUGCCGACACCUGGCACUCAUUACCUCUUGAUGCCACUGCAAACGCCGUUAAACCCAUCGCCGCCGUCGGCGGCCUCCUACUUUCGAAAUUCGCUAGCUCAACUUCGCUUCAGCUUGCCAUUGUCAAUCCUCUCACCAAGCAAUUAAGAGCCCUACCGGCGUUGAAAGUGCCGAGGACAAAUCCCGCUGUUGGAAUCGUGGAGAGCUGCUCAAACCAAACCGCCGGCUUCAAAAUCUACAUCGCCGGCGGGAUGUCCGCGGCGAAGAUCGGCGGCGGCGCGGCCUACCAGCAGACCGUGGAAGUCUACGAUUCCUCGACCGGAGGCUGGGAAACGAUCGGAAAAAUGCCGUUCGAGAUAGCGGUGAGGCUAACCGUCUGGACCCCGAACGAGAGCGUCCCCUCGAACGGGACGCUGUACUGGAUGACGUCAGCUCGGGCUUACAGCGUGGUGGGGCUAGACGUCUCCACCUGCGCCUGGCGGGAGCUGAGCGUCCCCAUGGCCGAUGAGCUCGUAUUUGCGGCCCUGGUGCCGAGGAACGGGAAAGUGGCGUUGGCCGGCGGCACGUGCGGCGGGGACGGCGGCGUGUGGGAGCUCAGAGACGACGAGGGGUGGAGUAUGAUUGGAAAAGUGCCGAUCGAGUUGGGUGUUCGGCUUUUGGGGGUAAGAGCAAAUUGGGGGCGCGUGAAGUGCGUGGGGGUUGAAGGGGCUGUUUGUUUGUAUAGAGAUUUGGGAUCAGGGAUGAUUGUUUGUAGGGACGCGUUUGGGGAUGGAGAUUGGGAGUGGGAUUGGAUUGACGGCUGUUGUUCAAUUGGAGGCCGGCAAAUUGGGAAUUUUCCGGUCAGAGGGUUCUUUAUUUAUCCCAACCUUAAUCGUGAUGGGUUUUAG
Molecule: messenger RNA, 1095 nt
Organism: Striga asiatica
Lineage: Eukaryota; Viridiplantae; Streptophyta; Magnoliopsida; Lamiales; Orobanchaceae
Source: the annotation of a GenBank genome assembly